GUCAGUGUCGCCCCGGGCCACGCGGCCCGCCCGAGGGACGCGGAAGGAGAGACCUGGGGCGCCGCGCUGGGGGUACGGGGUCGUGCACGGCCUGAGGGAAGCGAGCGUGACGCCAAGGUGACCGGGCGGAGGAGAAGUGACACUCUGACAGGACCCUGUGUGACUGACAGCCUGACUGGACUCGGCUGAGGGAACGCGAGCGGGCUGAGAAGUCACAUUCUGACAGGACUGCGAGCCAGACAAGGAAUUACCAUGGUUGACACAGAGAUGCCAUUCUGGCCCACCAACUUUGGAAUCAGCUCUGUGGACCUCUCUGUGAUGGAUGACCACGCCCAUUCCUUUGACAUCAAGCCCUUUACCACGGUUGAUUUCUCCAGCAUUUCUGCUCCACACUAUGAAGACAUUCCAUUCGCAAGAGCUGACCCAAUGGUUGCUGAUUACAAAUAUGACCUGAAGUUCCAAGAAUACCAAAGUGCGAUCAAAGUAGAGCCUGCAUCCCCACCUUAUUAUUCUGAAAAGACCCAGCUCUACAACAGGCCUCAUGAAGAGCCUUCCAACUCCCUCAUGGCCAUUGAGUGCAGAGUCUGUGGGGAUAAAGCAUCAGGCUUCCACUAUGGAGUUCAUGCUUGUGAAGGAUGCAAGGGCUUUUUCCGAAGAACCAUCCGAUUGAAGCUUAUUUAUGAUAGGUGUGACCUCAACUGUCGGAUCCACAAAAAAAGUAGGAAUAAAUGUCAGUACUGUCGGUUUCAGAAGUGCCUUGCUGUGGGGAUGUCUCACAAUGCCAUCAGGUUUGGGCGGAUGCCACAGGCCGAGAAGGAGAAGCUGUUGGCGGAGAUCUCCAGUGAUAUCGACCAGCUGAACCCAGAGUCUGCUGAUCUCCGGGCCCUGGCAAAGCAUUUGUAUGACUCAUACAUAAAGUCCUUCCCGCUGACCAAAGCCAAGGCGAGGGCGAUCUUGACAGGAAAGACAACAGACAAAUCACCAUUUGUCAUCUAUGACAUGAAUUCCUUAAUGAUGGGAGAAGAUAAAAUCAAGUUCAAACAUAUCACGCCCCUGCAGGAGCAGAGCAAAGAGGUGGCCAUCCGCAUUUUCCAAGGGUGCCAGUUUCGGUCUGUGGAAGCCGUGCAAGAAAUCACAGAAUAUGCCAAAAAUAUCCCGGGCUUCAUUAACCUUGACUUGAAUGACCAAGUGACUCUGCUCAAGUAUGGCGUCCAUGAGAUCAUCUACACAAUGCUGGCCUCCCUGAUGAAUAAAGAUGGAGUUCUCAUAUCAGAGGGCCAAGGGUUCAUGACCAGGGAGUUCCUCAAAAGCCUGCGGAAGCCCUUUGGUGACUUUAUGGAGCCCAAGUUUGAGUUUGCUGUGAAGUUCAACGCACUGGAAUUAGAUGACAGUGACUUGGCCAUAUUUAUAGCUGUCAUUAUUCUCAGUGGAGACCGCCCCGGCUUGCUGAACGUGAAGCCCAUCGAGGACAUCCAAGACAACCUGCUGCAGGCCCUGGAGCUCCAGCUCAAGCUAAACCACCCUGAGUCCUCGCAGCUGUUCGCCAAGGUGCUCCAGAAGAUGACAGACCUCAGGCAGAUCGUCACAGAGCACGUGCAGCUACUGCAUGUGAUCAAGAAGACGGAGACGGACAUGAGCCUUCACCCCCUGCUCCAGGAGAUCUACAAGGAUUUAUAUUAGCAGAGAAGUCCUCCCCGCUGACAGUGUGUUCCUUCUUCUUUCGAUUGCACUAUUAUUUUGAGGGAAAAAUCUGACACCUAAGAAAUUUACUGUGAAAAAGCAUUUUAAAAACGAAAGGCUUUAGAACAUGAUCUAUUUUAUGCAUAUUGUUUAUAAAGAUACAUUUACAAUUUACUUUUAAUAUUAAAAAUUACCACAUUAUGAAAUUGUUUAUAGUAUUUA
Molecule: messenger RNA, 1902 nt
Organism: Acomys russatus (golden spiny mouse)
Lineage: Eukaryota; Metazoa; Chordata; Mammalia; Rodentia; Muridae
Gene: Pparg
Product: peroxisome proliferator activated receptor gamma
Exons: 7
Coding region: 253-1680 (475 amino acids)
Biological process (GO): negative regulation of inflammatory response; positive regulation of transcription by RNA polymerase II; regulation of lipid metabolic process
Cellular component (GO): nucleus
Molecular function (GO): zinc ion binding; RNA polymerase II cis-regulatory region sequence-specific DNA binding; nuclear receptor activity
Source: RefSeq, a predicted model, not a curated record